AUGAAGCGAGAAGCCGUCACGACGUCAGCGCCGGCAAUCGCGAUACAAGCCACCGCACGCCGAUACCUGGCUAGACGGCGGCGCAACAAGCUGGUCGAGGCGAAGCAAAUCGAGUGGGAGAUGACCACAAUGGCCAAGGAAAUGAUCCGCUUUUGCGCCGAAAGAGCCAGACUGAGAAAAAUUGCGGUGAAACGGAGCGGAGAAGAAGGGUCCGGUUCUUUCCGUCUUGAAGGCAGGGCGUUCAACAAGCUAUUCGCAAGCACUCCUGGGAUGUUUAGUUCUUCGUUCCUCGCCACCGAUGUCGACCUUGUCUUCGCCAGGGUCAAGGACAAAGACGAGAAGACCCUCACGUACGCGCAAUUCGCUGCUGCCCUCAACGUGGUAGCGGCCACCCUCUUCCCAGAGGUGACAAUUCGAGGAUACCUCGGCCGUAAACGAUUCAGGCAGAAGAAACUGGAGAGCGACAAAGUGGCCAGAACCGCGUUAGAGUCACUGGAGUCUCUUGGAAGAAGGUACUGCGCGCGCUGCCGCGCGAUCCGCCUCGCUCAAGCAAAAAUCUCCAAGUUCAUUGAUCCGACAACGCACCUACCUUACUGGCUGCACCCUACAACGGGUGUGACAACCUGGACUAAGCCUAAGGUGUUCGGAGCCGCCGAUGUCGAGCAUGCCAUGAUGGUUGCUACGUCGAAAACGGAGCAUUUGGUAAAAUGUUCGGUGUGUGACGUCAGGCCCGUGAGGCGGAUGUGCACCUCUUGCAGGGACAGUUACUGCGAAGAGUGCUUCCAGGCUCUACACGGAAGGGGCAAGCGACGAGCACACGUCGCUCCUGUCAUCCACGUGUGUUGUGUGUGCAAGUACCAACAUGCCACCCGAAUUUGCGAGACUUGCACGUUCAAGGUCAGCACUACGUCCGCGUACUGUGACGUUUGCUUCUUCAACAAACACCCGGGCCUAGACAAUCUGUCCAAGGCAGAGGCCGCCGCGAUCGAGGAGGGAAGAGGAGGCGGGGGGGUAGGGCGGGCAAAGGCAUGGUCUUUGACCGCUGCAAAAAAACAGGAGGGGUGGACUCCUUUAGUGGUAACGUGCGUGGAAUGCCGACGGUACGCGGCUAGGUGGCUGUGCGAUGAUUGCGAAGAGGUCUACUGCGUUGGAUGCUACGCCUUCGUACACAAGCACGGUACUAAGGUUAAUCACGGAGCUGAAAAACUACCAUAUUACCCGGCUAGCCUCCACAUGGAGUACGCCAUGGCCUGCCGCAAGCGCAGCCGGAAGGAGAGGGACGAGGAAGCGCGCACUCUUUGGUUGGAGGACCAAGCACGAGCAAAAGAACGAGCAGCCGUGAGGAUUCAGGCACGAUGGCGAGGAAAGAUUGGCCGCAUCGAAGGGCUGGCCCAUUUGAAGGCUGGCCGGGCAAGACAUCGCGCAGAAUGGAGACAGAGAAAGAAAGACGACCGCAAGCGGAAGGCACUUUGGUACGAGGCUCUCGACUUGGCGGGACUAGCUCCCCGCCUGGCUUCCGACAGACUGGAUGAACAUGUCCUGAAAAGGGGUAUCGUAAGACGAGGUUUCGAUAUUGGCACGGUCGACGAACUCAAGGACCAAGCCACGAGAGGGGGGAUUCGUUUGCCUGGGGGGCACACGGUGAAAACGGGGCAUCGCUGCAUAUACACCGACCCAGCCUACGUCAUGGGGGAUUUCCUCAAGCCGGAAAACAUCAUCCGCGUGCAGGGCGAGCUGUUCAAGGUGGAAACCGUGAGAGCAGACCGCAUUCGAGUGGAUCGUGUUUGGAACAAGCGGGGCUCCAAGCGUGUCUUGCUGUACAAGAUGGUGCUCAAUCCAAGGCAAAAACUUCUUUUGGGAGUACCUGAACUGUACGACGGCAUGCAUCUAGCCCAACUACAUGCACCCAUUUCUAUGCUUUCGUUUGUGAUCAAGGUUACUUUGGUCUUGGAAGAAGACGUCAUAAACCGCAUGCUCCGGAAGGCCGCGAAAUAUUACAAGAGGAAACGACGAAAGCGCCUAUACACCCUGGCGAAGAAGACUCUCAAGAAGAGCGAGGAGAACGUUGGUUCUCUGAAGCUUAAGCUCAACAUCGCUCAGUUCGGGCUUGACAACAGUGGAGAUUUGGAUGGAGAAAAAAAAGCAGCUGCUACGGAUGACGGUGCUCCGGAGACUGCUGAAUCAGCCCUGGCCUGGAUAGAGGUUGUGAACGGGACGACCGGGAGACCUCUAUGGCGGAACACGGUCACCGGAGAGGAAAGCUCUGUGCCGCCAAAGGGCAUGGCGAACAUCGAGAACAUGACCAACGAUUUAGAAAAGCAAAAGGAAAUGCUCCGCGCAAAGAAGGCGAAAAAGCGAUAG
Ectocarpus sp. CCAP 1310/34 is the source of this 2361-nucleotide messenger RNA. The record is from the annotation of a GenBank genome assembly. Lineage: Eukaryota; Phaeophyceae; Ectocarpales; Ectocarpaceae.